Messenger RNA from Symbiodinium sp. CCMP2592, 2532 nucleotides. Lineage: Eukaryota; Dinophyceae; Suessiales; Symbiodiniaceae. The record is from the annotation of a GenBank genome assembly.
AUGCCAUCCUGUCUCUCCGGGCUUGCAGCAUCGGCAGCGUGUGCUGCUCUUGCCCACUCGGUGGUCGCCCAGUGCUCGAACCAUCCACAUCUGGAUUUGUGCUCCGCGAAGCCGAACAAGGAAACGCGCAGGAAAAGAGCGAAGGGGAUUGAUGUCAACCAUGGGGCUCGAAACUCGGCCAGGGUGGCGCUGGUGCUGCCUUUGAUGACUGCUCGACCGUCCUUUUCCACUGGCCUAGUGGUGAUGGCAGUGGCAACCGUGAUAGGUGCAGAUGCUUAUUCGGGCGGCUCAUCAUCCAUGUCCUGCGGCCAAAUUCGAACUUUCUAUCAAGCCCAGGACUGUUGUUCCGAGGGUGAGGAACCUCGGUGGGUGGAUUUAAGCACCAGCGAGGGCAGCAGCUUUAGCAGCUCCGUCUGCGGGGCGAGUAGCCCAGUGGGAGUCUGCCAUUGCGCCAGAGCAAUGCAGCUGCUUUCGCAGGUGCCUGGCGUGCAGUUUCCAGCAGAGUUCUGUGCGCACAUGGCUGACGUGAAGCCGGUGGGCUUUCACGAUCAGCCCAUCUGCGAAGCUUCCGAUGCGGGGAACAACGCGGAAUUCCUCGUGGAUGGCAGGGCUGGCAACACCAACUUCCCCCAUGGAAACAUCAAGGUGCUGGCCACGGCGGGCGAGGUGGACCCACUGACAGGAUCCAUGCUCACAGGUGUGCCAGACGGAUUGGGCGCCUACUUGAAGGAUGCCGACACGGUGCGGUUGAUCUACCAGAGCGAGGCAUACGGCCAGCUGGUCAGCUCCAACCCAGAGUCUUUUCCGUGGACGGUGAACUCCAACACUGCCAGCUUCACUGGCUCCCACAUCCACUUCAUCGAUUACGACAGAAGCAGGCUUGCCACCUUCAUGGACGAUGGGGCACCAGCCAAGGCUCAGGGGAUGGUGAAGGGGGCGGGCAACGCCGUGGCCACGGCUUACAACUUGAAGCGGGAGCUCGUUGGGCCCCGAAAUCGCUUAGGGGACGGUCUGCAGGCCACCAGAUCGAACGUGCAUGAGAGCAACGUCGACGUGUAUGGCAACUACAUCGUCGGAAGCACUGCAAAGGCUCCCAGUAAGGCAGACUGGCUUAUGCAAUCCCUUUGCUCCGCACAUCUGGAGGUGAGGCACCAGUGGGGAAACGGCAAGGGAGUGGAGGACGACCUUUUCAUCACCAACGAAGAAUGGAUCUCUUACCCCGAAAGCUCCUUGCCCAUUGGCCUGCCCGUGCAUGUCCUGAACUUGGGCACCGGCGAGCUUUGGGCCACUGCUGCCUUCACCCUCGGCGGCCACGAGAAGGUCGUGGAAGUGAGCAGCGGCCAUCAGGACUAUGUGGCUUUCGUACCUUCCGGCUACAACGGAGCCUUCGGCAUUAGCCGAGGUGCCGUGUUGGAUGCUCGCAACCGUCUCUACUCCAGAACGGACGGCAAUCCGUACGUGUGGCCGCAGGACAUCGUGCCCACCAAGCUCUACAUCGGCAAGAAGAACACGGACAAAGAAGGUAAUCCGGACUCCGUAGAUUUCCUGGCAAGGAACGGCUUCGAGCACGGAGCCCUGUACGGCUUCGCGGUCGACUGCAUGGUGACGGCUUCUCGAGAUGCCUGGCACAAGACUGCCUCUGCAGGUGACACGGUGAGAGGCGCUUUCUACAAGCUCCGCUGGCAGGCGCAGAGGGGUGUGGUGGAGGGCUUCGAGCACGAUGGAAGCUGGGAGUUUCAGGAUGCUCCGAAAGGUGCCCCGGCCGGCUGGUGCUUUUGGAACUCCAACGGCAAGAACAGUCGCGGCGCCAAGACAGAGCACGUGUCCCCGGAUCCUCGGGGAGGUCACCGCGUCCUGCAAGGUUCCACGGCCGGCUACUUCGGAGUCUACGACUUCUCGAGCCUGCCCUCCCUACUGGGCAGCAGCUUCCCCGACUCCAUUCCUGCUACAUACACAGUGUAUCAACCUGAGUCGGAUGUUCGCAACUUGAUCGAGCUGGGCGGUGCCGGCAUCCGAGCGGACGGGAACAACCAGAAAAUGAUGAGGGACACCAGCAGGGACAAGAGCACCUUCGAGGAUGUUGAUGGCAUGGAGUGGAUCGCCGCGGCAAACGGACAGGACUAUUUCAUCAUCCACGAAGAUGGCGGCAAUUGGUAUGGCGAGCGCAAGUUCCUGGCCAAGGUGGGUAUCCCGAUGAAGUAUUACUUCGUGGCGCAAAGCGGAGGUCGUGCGAACACUCGCGAGCUGGCUGGUGUCAGCUCUGUUGCUGGCGUGAAUGGCGGUGCGGGCUCCCACGAGUUCUCCGGUGCCUUCGACCUCUCCGGAUUGCUUCGGAAGGAUGCUUCGGGCAACUUCGAGCUUCCCGUGAAGGACGUGACCGGAAAGAAGCGCCAGCUCGAGGCCGCCACGCCCAUCAACGAAAAGACCAUCGCCGUGAAUCUGCAAGCCCACAGCAACAGGGCCGGAUUUGCCGUCACCUUCGCCUCGGAUCGGGUUGCUCAGGUCUUGGCUUACAGGCCACGGGUUCCCUAA